Messenger RNA from Cucurbita maxima (winter squash), 1826 nucleotides. RefSeq names its product aspartic proteinase PCS1-like. Lineage: Eukaryota; Viridiplantae; Streptophyta; Magnoliopsida; Cucurbitales; Cucurbitaceae. Bases 198 to 1547 code for a protein of 449 amino acids. Gene Ontology annotation, molecular function: aspartic-type endopeptidase activity. The transcript has 2 exons. Gene Ontology annotation, biological process: proteolysis. The record is from RefSeq and is a predicted model, not a curated record.
UAUAAAUAUCCACGUGGCAACGUCAAUGUUGACUCUGGGGAGAAGUUUCUCAAAGGAUUUCAAAGAUUUUAUGAACAAUCUGUUCUAAUAAACCAAAACAGAGCACACGAAUUUCCUCAGAUUCUUUUCACUCUGCUUCUUCCGACAGCCCCAAAAAACUUGGAAUUCCAAUUUUCUAGGAAGCAAAGAAGAACAUAAUGAGGGAUUAUUGGAUAAGUUUAAAUCCCUUGAACAACCCAUUUCUCAAAUAUUGUUUCUCUUUCUUCUUAAUUUCUCUGGUUUUUGUCUUUCAAAAUCCAUUACUCUGUUUCUCAUUGAACCCAGCCCUUAUUUUGCCCCUCAAAACCCAGGUGAUUCCGCCUGAAUCCGUCUGGCGAUCUCCUGACAAGCUCCCUUUCCGGCAUAACGUCAGCCUUACCGUCUCUUUGACUGUCGGAACGCCGCCGCAGAAUGUCACGAUGGUCAUCGACACCGGCAGCGAACUCUCAUGGCUCCACUGUAACAGAUCACAAAACUCCUCUUCUUCAUCUUCAACAUUCAACCCAGUCCAGUCCUCUUCAUACACUCCUAUCCCUUGUUCCUCCUCCACGUGUACCGACCAAACAAGGGAUUUUCCGAUUCCGGCAUCGUGUGAUUCAAAUCAGCUCUGUCACGCUACUCUGUCUUACGCCGACGCCUCUUCUUCAGAAGGAAAUCUCGCCGCCGAUACGUUUUACAUCGGCAAUUCCAGUAUUCCGAAUGUCGUUUUCGGCUGUAUGGAUUCAAUUUUCAGUUCCAACAAUGUAGAAGACUCUAAAAACACCGGAUUAAUGGGUAUGAAUCGUGGAUCUUUGUCUUUUGUUUCUCAAAUGGGUUUCCCCAAAUUUUCAUAUUGCAUAUCGGAAUAUGAUUUUCCCGGUUUGUUAUUACUCGGAGAUGCCAAUUUUUCAUGGUUGGCUCCGUUGAAUUACACUCCAAUGAUCCAAAUAUCCACGCCAUUACCGUAUUUCGAUCGAGUCGCUUACACGGUUCAAUUGCAAGGAAUCAAAGUUUCCAACAAGUUACUUCCAAUACCGGAAUCGGUCUUCGAACCGGACCACACCGGGGCCGGUCAGACCAUGGUCGAUUCAGGCACACAGUUCACUUUCCUUCUCGGGCAAGCUUACACCGUUCUCCGAGACGAGUUCCUGAACCAAACCGCCGGUUCGCUUCGUGUUUUCGAGGAUCCGAAUUUCGUUUUCCAAGGAGCCAUGGACCUUUGCUACCGAGUUCCUACGAAUCAAACCCGUCUCCCGCCGCUGCCGGCGGUGACGCUGGUGUUUCGCGGCGCCGAGAUGACAGUUACCGGCGACCGUAUUCUGUACAAGGUGGCCGGAGAAAUAAGAGGGAACGAUACGAUUUAUUGCUUUACAUUCGGAAAUGCGGAUCUUCUGGGCGUUGAAGCGUACGUGAUUGGGCAUCUCCAUCAACAAAACGUGUGGAUGGAAUUCGAUCUGAAAAAAUCGCGGAUCGGGUUGGUGGAGAUCCGGUGCGAUUUAGCGGGUCAGAAAUUGGGCAUGGGCCUGUAAUGUACAUGACCCGGGCUCAUUUGAUGGAAGCGUUUUAACUAUCGGGGUGGGCUCGGCACUUUAUAUUCAUUAAAAUCUAACGGGCUUUCGUGUGUAGUCGUAGGUCCAUACUGUUAUGGUGGUCCUUCAGCCUUUAAUACCGUCCGUGUGUGGGUCCCUUACCAUCUGUUUUUAUUUAAAAAGAAAACAAAAAUGAGUUUGAUCUGACGGGUGUAGUGAGAUUGAGUGAGCUGCGAUGUCGCCACGUGUAAGAAUAGAUUUUCUUUUCUUUUUUUUUUC